AAAUAACAUUGGAACAAGUUUUAAUUUCAAUUCAAUGCAAUUUACUACAAAUAUUUUUUACAUUUUUUGCUUCCUAUUGUCUUAACAAAGGUGCAAGAUAUGGCAGACAAAUAGAAGAUGAAAUUAUCGCCAAAGUUCCACUGUGGAAGAGAGUAUUUGUCAAGAGACUACCUUACAUUCCGGCAAAAGUUAUCACGAAAAAAAAUAGAAAAUGGACGAUAAAUUAUUGGCUUGUAUUAGGAUGGUUCAUUUGUAUGACAAUUUGCAUAUUAUCGUGCAUAUACAUUGUGGCAUACGGUUUUAAAUUUGGAAAAAUUAAAUCUUUACAUUGGUUAAUGGCAGUAGUAUUUACGAUACCUCAGACCAUCAUAAUAUCUCCAAUAUUCAUAUUUUUAUUCAACGGUAUUGCAUUUCUUAUCAAUAAAGAUCAAAAAUAUUUAAUUGAUUUAUUGGAUACAUAUGAAGUUAAUUUAGACCAAUUUCGAGAAAAUUACAAAAAAAAUGUAAUAAACCAUAUUUCAGUGAUUGAACAUAUUAGGAGAGUGAGGAAACGAAUUUUUUACACUCCUCCAGAAAACAUAAUGCAGCUAAAGACAGGGGUUGGUACGGAUUAUAUAAUAGUAAAAUAAUGAAUGGAGGUAUAAGAAUACGUCAAAAUCGUAUUAAAGAAGAAAAUAACGAAUGGAUUAGUGAUACUAGUUCUUAUGAACAAGGAUGGAAUAAAAAAACAGACAAUAAAAAUGAAAAAUCAUCAUGGCAUCAUCAAUCUCGGGAUAAUCGUCUUAAUUUCCCAUCAAUGUUGUUUUUGGAUUUGGAACAGCCUGGUUACAUUCUAGAUUUGUUUAAUGGACAAUCUUCUUGGAUAUUAAGUGUACAAGAGCAUCUGGACACUAAUUGGCUUGACAAUAGAACUCAACGUUUAAUCAUUGAGUUUUAUUUAUAUACCCCUAACGUGGAUUGCAUAACUAUGUUUUCAAUUAUGUUCAAAACUACAACACAUUUGUUAUACACCCCAUCUAUAUUGGUUUUAACAGUGCCAUACAAUUCAGUGUUUGCUACAUGGUUGACUGAUCUUACAACUUUACUAUUUGUAGUAUUUUACAUGUGUUUGAUAUUUUGGUUGAUAAUUCCUAUUAUAAUCAAAUUUACUCAACAAGGACUUACAGAACUCGGACAGUUUCAAACUUUUUUUGAUUUGCUAAUUGUUAUUAUGAUGAUCAUAAUAGUGUUAGUAUUAGACGGACGUCGACGUUUGAUGUAUGUGGCCACACAAAAGUACAAUAAUGUAUCAGAAAUAGAAUUUGUUACCAAAAUGACUGAAAUUUGUCGGGUUCACAACUUUGUAAUCGGUUUAGUAACUGUUUCUUUAGUCAUGUCUAUACUUCGAAUUAUUUGGUUAGUACAAUACUUUGGGGGAAACUGGAAAUUUAUUGUGGAUACAUUACAUUUUUCUUCAACUCAAGUGAUAUGGGUUGUUAUGUGUUUGGCCUUAUUAGGCUUUGGCGCUUGGGUAUAUUCAGCGGAGGCGACUACUAUAGGCAGUGACGAAUUUUUCAACGCAUCUGUACUUGGUAGCAACGUCUUUGGCGGUCAUCCAUUUCUUACAGCAGUUGUAUCUUCAUUUAUUGUGAUGGCUUUCAAAUCCGCCGUAGUAUCUAUUGCUACUAAGUAUUACAUUAUUUCUAAUAUAUAUUCAAAAUAUAGACAAGUUUAACAAUUUCUUAGCUUCAUUAUAAAAAAAAGGUCAUUUUCAAAUUGUUUUUUAUAAUUAAAGUGAUUUAUUAUUGGAUAUAGUUUUUUUUAAUUAUUGAAUAAAUAAAGUUUACUUUCAUUACACUUAAGCAGAUUAAAUUAUUAUGUGUUAUAUAUAUUUGAUUAAAAAUUAAU
Molecule: messenger RNA, 1887 nt
Organism: Daktulosphaira vitifoliae (grape phylloxera)
Lineage: Eukaryota; Metazoa; Arthropoda; Insecta; Hemiptera; Phylloxeridae
Exons: 8
Coding region: 629-1714 (361 amino acids)
Biological process (GO): detection of mechanical stimulus
Cellular component (GO): membrane
Molecular function (GO): calcium channel activity
Source: RefSeq, a predicted model, not a curated record